AUCACCUUCGGCCUUAUAACCAAUGCAAGGCUACCCACUCUAUCGGUAGUUACCACUCAGCCCACCGAGAUCUACCGUUUCACCCAACCAUGUGCACCCUAGAGAAGCGUGGCAACCUCUUCAUCCUAACCCUCACCGGCGACGACGAGCACCGCCUCAGCCCCACCCUAAUCGCCACCAUCCUAUCGACUCUCUCCCAGGUCAAAGCCCAAGUCACCCGAGGCUCCGUCCUAAUCACCAUCUCCCAAGGAAAAUUCUUCUCCAACGGCUUCGAUCUCGCCUGGGCCCAAGCCGCCGGAUCCAAGGAAGGUGCCGCCGAACGCCUACACCACAUGGUCGAAUCCUUCAAACCGAUUGUCGGCGAGUUCCUCUCCCUCCCGAUGCCCACCAUCGCCGCCGUGACAGGCCACGCCGCUGCAGCCGGGCUGCUGCUCGCCCUCAGCCACGACUACGUCUUCAUGAGGCGCGACAAAGGCGUGCUUUACAUGAGCGAAAUCGAUAUCGGUCUCACCCUCCCGGACUAUUUCACCGCCCUGAUAACAGCCAAGAUCAGCUCAGCUUCGGCCCGGCGAGAAUUGUUGAUGUGCGGGAGGAAGAUAAGAGGGGAUGAAGCCGUGAAGAUGGGGAUUGUGGAGGCGGCGCAUGAUAACGAAGAUGAGGUGAGGAAGGCCAGCGUGCGCCUGGGAGAGGAGUUGACCAAAAGGAAGUGGAAAGGGGAAGUAUAUGCUGAGAUCAGGAAAGGACUGUAUCCGGAGGUUUGUGACCUGCUGGGAUUGGAAAGGAAAGCCAUUGCAACCGCAAGUCUUUGAUAUUACAUUAUUUGGCACAAAAAAGAAUGUUCUUGGUUUGCUUUGGAUAUAAACUACUUAGUGCUAUUGUUGUUGGAAUAAUGCAUAAAUCACAAGUGUUAAACCCCAAUCAAUUUAGGGUCUUAUGAAACGAUAAUUAUGUCACAGUAUAAGUAUAAAAAAAAAAGUUGCUGUCAAUUACUUAAAUAGUUUAGUAAUCUCUUUUCAUUGAAUUAAGAGAUUAUGAGUUUGAAUUGCAUGAGGUGGAAUAAAGGAUGAGAAAUGGU
Rubroshorea leprosula is the source of this 1075-nucleotide messenger RNA. The record is from the annotation of a GenBank genome assembly. Lineage: Eukaryota; Viridiplantae; Streptophyta; Magnoliopsida; Malvales; Dipterocarpaceae.